Penicillium cataractarum is the source of this 936-nucleotide messenger RNA. Its product is annotated as DUF3431 domain-containing protein. Lineage: Eukaryota; Fungi; Ascomycota; Eurotiomycetes; Eurotiales; Aspergillaceae. Bases 1 to 936 code for a protein of 311 amino acids. The record is from RefSeq and is a predicted model, not a curated record. The transcript has 3 exons.
AUGAGGCUAUCACUUCGAGUCGGUUCGGCCGCCGCGCUCAUUAUCGUCACCCUCUUCCUCUUCAGCCGUCGCCUGACCACCGAGCAAACCCCCAAGUCCUUCUGGCGCUUCGAUACUACUUCUUUCCGCGCCGCUCUACGACCACAACCCGCGCAAGAUGUUCGCGGCCGGAAAUGGGGUGCUGGCACGGGCAACUCGGCCGUCUUGACUUUCCAGACUACUCCCAUCGAAAUCCCUAACGAGGGUAUUAUUGUCAUGGGGAAACUCCGUGAGGAGGACACCGCUUGGGUAUCCGCGGAAUUGGCCGAAUGGCGCAAUUUCGUCUACACGGUCGACGAUACCUCCGCACCCGCACAUACCCCAAAGAAUAAGGGCCGCGAGGCUCUCCCUUAUCUGCAAUAUAUCGUCGACCAUUACGAUGAUCUCCCGGCAAUUAUUAUUUUCCUUCACUCCCACCGCGACGGCUGGCCCGCCGGCUGGCACACCGAUACCAUGGACUACAGCAAUGUAGAUUCCGUGCGCGCACUUCAGCGCGACUACGUUCUGGCCGAGGGUUUCGUCAGUUUGCGUUGUCAAUUGUCGCCAGGUUGUCCCGCGGAGAUGCAGCCCUUCCGCAAGCCGCCAAAGCCGGGUAACACGGGCGAGAAGCAUUACGCCGAGGCAUGGAAAGUGUUGUUCGGUAAUGACAAUGUGCCUCAGGAGAUUGGUGCGCCGUGCUGUUCGCAAUUUGCCGUGUCGCGCGACCAGGUGCUUCAACGUCCGCUCAGCGAUUACAAGCGCAUGUAUAAUUGGGUGCUGAAUAAUGAUCUGCCGGACGAGGUCACCUCCAAUAUUAUGGAGUAUUCGUGGCACAUUAUUUUCGGCAAGGAGCCUGUUUUCUGUCCGGAUACUUUCCAGUGCUACGCCGAUGUCUACGGCGAGGAGGUUAUCAUCUAA